AUGAGGGGGAUCAUACUUGCACUAGUGCUCACCCUUGUAGGUAGUCAAAAGUUUGACAUUGACCCUGGAUUCAGUAGCAAAAAGAGCUACUUGUACAGUUAUGAAGGCUGGGUGUUGAAUGGGCUUCAAGAAAAGAAUUUGGCCAAAGCCGGCGUGCGCCUGAGCUGCAAACUAGAGAUCAGCGGGCUGUCGGAGAACACCUACCUCCUCAAGAUCCGCUCCCCACAAUUCGAGGAAUACAAUGGCAUCUGGCCCAAGGACCCAUUCACUCGAUCUUCCAAAAUCACCCAGAUGGUUUCCUCAUGCCUUACCCGGCCCUUCAAGUUUGAAUACAGCAGUGGACGAGUUGGAAACAUUUAUGGCCCAGAAAACUGCCCUGAUACUUGCAUUAACAUAGUGAGAGGAAUACUGAACCUGAUACAGAUAACCAUUAAGAAGUCACAGAAUGUGUAUGAAUUGCAAGAGGCUGGGAUUGGAGGUGUUUGCCAUACAAGGUAUGUCAUCCAGGAAGACAAGAAGAACAACCGAGUCUCUGUUACCAAAACUGUAGACCAAAAUAAUUGCCAGGAAAAAGUGGUGAAAAGUCUUGGAAUGGCUUACAUCUAUCCCUGCCCUGUUGACAUAAUGAAGGAGAGGAUCAUCAAGGGCACUGCAGCUUUCUCCUACAAGCUGAAGCAGUCGGACAGUGGCACCCUGAUCACAGAGGUGGUGUCUCAGCAGGUGUAUCAGAUCUCACCCUUCAGUGAACCCACCGGCGUCGCUGUCACGGAAGCAAAACAACAACUCACCUUGCUGGAGGUGAAGAGUGAAUCGGGGAGCUCCCCAGACAUCUCCAUGCAGAGCUACGGAGGCCUUCGCUACCAGUUCCCAGCAGUACUGCCACAGAUGGCAGUGCAGCUCAUCAAGACCAAAAACCCUGAGCAACGGAUAAUUGAAACACUGCAACACAUAGUCCUGAACAACCAGCAAGAUUUCCAUGAUGAUCUUCCAUACCGUUUCCUGGAGCUCGUCCAGCUCUGCCGCACGGCAAGCGCUGACACCCUGGAGUCCAUCUGGAGGCAAUGUUCAGAUAAACCCCGCUACAGACGAUGGCUGCUGAGCGCAGUCUCUGCGACGGGCACCGCAGAAGCUCUGAAAUUCAUUAAGAGCCGAAUCCGCAGUGAUGACCUUAGCUACCUUCAGGCUCUUCUGAGUGUUCCCUUUGCUCUCCAUCUAACGAAAGCUGAUGAACACACUGUUCCAAUAGCAGCAGAUUUAGUGACAAGUUCUCGAAUCCAGAAAAAUCCUGUGCUUCAACAACUUGCCAGCUUGGGAUACAGUUCUGUGGUGAAUAGAUACUGUUCUCAGACUUCAGCUUGUCCUAAAGAAGCUCUCCAGCCCAUCCAUGACCUGGCAGAUGAAGCAAUCAGCAGGGGCCGUGAGGACAAAAUGAAAUUAGCUCUGAAGUGCAUUGGCAACAUGGGAGAACCAGCCAGCAUCAAGCGCAUCCUCAAGUUCCUUCCCAUAUUUUCAUCCAGUGCUUCUGAUAUCCCCAUCCACAUUCAGAUUGAUGCCAUAAUGGCCUUGAGAAAAAUUGCUUGGAAGGACUGCAAAACAGUGCAGGGAUAUCUCAUCCAGAUCCUCGCUGACGAGUCGCUUUCCCCCGAAGUGCGGAUGAUGGCUUGUGCUGUUAUCUUUGAGACAAGGCCUGCCCUUCCCUUGAUAACAACCAUUGCCAACGUGGCCAUGAAGGAGAGCAAUUUGCAAGUGGCCAGUUUUGUGUAUUCCCACAUGAAGGCUUUGUCCAAGAGCAGGUUGCCAUACACAUACAACAUAUCUUCAGCUUGCAAUAUUGCCCUUAAGCUGCUGGCCCCCAAAUUGGACAGGCUGAGCUAUCGCUACAGCAAGGUCAUACGCAUCGGUGGUUACUUCGAAAACUAUAAAGUUGGUGCUGCUGGAGAUGUCCUCAUUAUAAACAGCCCAGGAACGAUGUUCCCAUCAGCAAUAAUUUCCAAGCUGAUGGCAUAUUCUGCAGGGUCAGUGGCUGAUUUGGUGGAGGCUGGUGUCCGCGUGGAAGGGCUCACAGAUGUCAUCGUGAAACGAAAUAUCCCAUUUGCUGAAUAUUCCACAUACAAAAAGAUAAAGGAGAUUGGAAAAGCUCUGCUGGGAUGGAAGGAGCUGCCAACAGAAACCCCCUUGAUCUCAGCCUACUUUAAACUCUUUGGCCAAGAGCUGGCCUACAUCAAUGUCAAUAAGGAAGUCCUACAACAGGCUGUGAAGGCUGUCCUGGAGCCGGCCGACAGGAGCGCGGUGCUGAAGAAGCUGGCCGGGCAGCUGCGCAGCGGCACCGCGGCGCACUGGACACAGCCGCUGUGGCUGGGAGAGCUGCGCUACAUCGUCCCCUCCUGCACCGGGCUGCCCCUGGAGUACAGCUCCUACAGCACCGCCCUGGCCCGCGCCGCACUCAGCGUUGAUGGAAAGAUAGCUCCCCCUUUACCUGGAGAUUUUAGACCUUCACAGUUGCUCGAAUCCACUGUGCAGAUUCGUUCUGACAUAAACCCCAGCUUAUACAUACAGAAAUUUGCAACAAUGGGUGUCAACACAGAAUACUUCCAACAAGCUGUGGAAAUUCAAGGCAAGGUCCUGACAAGAGUGCCAAUAAAGUUUGAAGCCAAGAUAGACCUGAAGCAGAAAAAUAUUAAGAUUGAAACAAAUCCAUGCCGUGAGGAAACUGAGAUAGUGGUUGGAAGACAUAAGGCUUUUGCUGUAUCAAGGAAUUUAGGAGAGCUAGGUGUUGAAAAGAGAACUCCAAUUCUCCCAGGAGAUGCUUCAUCAAAUAUUGUCGAAGAACCUUUCAAACCAUCAGGUAGAGCUUCCAGUGAAGAUUUCACAAAGCCGGAAGCUGACAGCACGUCAAGGAAACAUGCCUACAGCUCUCAAGAGGAUCUUCGCCAUGUCACGGCAAAAAAAGCUCAUAAACGAGACAUUUGUGUCAAGCUGCAGCACCUUGGCUGUCAGCUCUGCUUUUCCAGAAGGUCGCGAGAUGCCAGCUUCCUGAAAAACACCUAUUUGCACAGGCUCAUUGGAGAACACGAAGCUAAAAUUGUCUUGAUCCCAGUUGAAACAGAUGCUGAUCUUGACAAAAUCCAGCUGGAGAUUCAGGCAGGAUCCAAAGCAGCUUCCAAAAUAAUUAAUGAAGUAAACUCAGAGUCGGAGGAAGAGGGUGAAUCAACUCUGUAUGAGGACAUUCAAGCUAAACUGAAGAAGAUUCUAGGCAUUGAAAGUGUCUUCAAGAUCGCAAAUAAAACACGACACCAGAAGAAGCAACCUUCAAAGAAAGAAAAUACUGUGCUUACAGAGCUUGGGGCAGACCCCGAUAGAAAACAUCCCUCCAGCUCAUCUUCUGCCUCCUCAGCUGUCUCCUCUUCCUCAUCAUCUGCUGUAUCUCCUCGUCGUAAAGAGGCUGGUGAUGAAGAUGAGAAUAAGGACGAAGACCAAGCCAGAAAAAAAGAUGCAAGCAGCAAGAGCAGCAGCAGUAGUGGCAGGAGCAGCAAGAGUAGCAGCAGCAGCAGUGACAGAAGUAGCAAGAGCAGUAGCAGUGGUAAAGGCAGCAAGAGCAGCAGCAGCAGCAGUGGUAAAAGCAGCAAGAGUAGCAGCAGUAGCAGCAGAAGCAGCAAGAGCAGUAGCAGUAGUAGCAGUGGCAGCAGCAGUAGCAAGAGCAGUAGCAGCAGAAGUAGCAAGAGCAGUAGCAGCAGCAGCAGCAGUGACAGCAGUAGUAAGAGCAGUAGCAGCAGCAAAAGCAGCAGUAGCAGCAGCAAAAGCAGCAGUAGCAGCAGCAGCAAGUCAUCAAGCCAUCAUAGUCAUGGGCAUCACUCAAGGCAUGUGAAUGACAGCAGCAGCAGCAGCAGCGAGUCACUGAGCCACCAUAGCCAUGAACAUCAUUCCAAACAUCUGGAAGGUGGCAGCAGCAGUGCAUAUUCCAAAAUAUGGGAAGCUCAUGAGAUUUAUCAGUACCGCUUUAAAUCAGCACGCAAACAAGAGUUCCCAAAAAGAAAACUCGCAGAUGACCAAAUCAGCAGCUCACAUUCCUCUGCUAGAUCCAGUCAUGCCACAUCUCGAGCUUCAUGGCCGAAGUUUUUGGGAGAUGUUAAAACACCAGUAUUAGCAGUUUUCCUGCAUGGCAUCCGUGAUGAUAAGAAGGUAGGAGGCCUCCAGCUCGUGGUGUAUGCUGAUAUUGACUCCAUCAGGCCCCGGAUGCAGGUGUUUGUGUCAAACCUCACAGAUUCAAGCAAGUGGAAGCUCUGUGCUGAUGCUUCAGUCCACAAUGCUCACAAGGCAAAGGCCUACCUGAAAUGGGGACGCAAUUGCCAGGACUACAAGGUUUCAUCUGAGCUGGUAACUGGGCAGUUUGCUGCCCACCCUGCUGUACAAGUGAAACUGGAGUGGCCUAAAGUUCCUUCCAGUGUCAGAUCUGUAGCAGAAUGGUUUUACAAGUUUGUCCCUGGGGCUGCAUUUAUGCUGGGGUUCUCUGAAAAAACAGAGAAGAAUCCUUCUCGACAAGCCAGGGUGAUCGUGGCUCUAACUUCUCCAAGGACAUGUGAUGUUGUUGUCAAGCUUCCUGAUAUUACCCUCUAUGAAAAAGCCAUGAGGCUUCCCCUGUCACUUCCUGUAGGUCCAAAGAUAUCAACGUCAGAGGUGCAGCCUCCCACCUGGAAUGUCUUUGCUGAAGCCCCUUCUGCAGUGCUUGAGAAUUUGAAAGCUCAAUGCUCAGUUUCCUACAACAAGGUCACAACUUUUAAUGAAGUUCGGUUUAACUACACAAUGCCAGCAAACUGCUACCACAUCUUGGCUCAGGACUGCAGCUCUGACCUUAAGUUCCUGGUGAUGAUGAAGAAUGCAGAAGAAGCUGUGAACCUGAAAGCAAUCAACAUCAAGCUUGGCAAUCAUGAGAUCGACAUGCGCCCUGCCAGUGGACGGGUGAAGCUGCUGGUGGAUGGGGCUGAGAGCCCAACAAAUGUGUCACUGACAUCUGCUGGUGCUUCUCUGUGGAUCCACAGUGAAAAUCAAGGGCUUGUACUCCUGGCCCCAGCCUAUGGCAUUGAUAAACUGUACUUUGAUGGAUACACAUUCAGGAUCCAAGUUGCUUUAUGGAUGGCAGGGAAAAUGUGUGGACUGUGUGGAAAAUAUGAUGCAGAACGUGAGCAGGAAUAUCGGAUGCCAAACGGAUACAUAGCUAAAGAUGCAGUGAGCUUUGGGCACUCUUGGAUUUUGGAAGAAAGGCCUUGUAGAGGAGCCUGCAAGCUGCGGCACUCGCUGGUGAAGCUGGAGAGGCCGGUGCAGCUGGCCGGCGUGGAGUCCCGCUGCUACUCCACGGAGCCCGUGCUGCGCUGCACCAAGGGCUGCGCCCCGACCCGCACCGCCCCCGUCACCGUGGGCUUCCACUGCCUCCCUGCCGAUUCAGCCACCAGCCUGACAGAAAAGCAGACAAAGUUUGACCAGAAGUCAGAGGAUAUGCAGGACACUGUUGAUGCACACAUAGCAUGUUCUUGUGAGGAUAUAAACUGCAGCUCAUGAAGCUGUACCUUUGCAGCAUAGGAGAAAACAUAAAACUUUCAUGUUUUUAUUGUAUGGUGUAAAAAACCUUGUCUUAAGGAAUAAUAGAUACUAAAUUAAGUAUUCAAGGAUCUUGUAUGUGGAAUCUUUCCAAGUAAUUUAAAGUAUUAAACUUCAUUAUUGUAGAAACUGUUAU
Passer montanus (Eurasian tree sparrow) is the source of this 5728-nucleotide messenger RNA. RefSeq names its product vitellogenin-2-like. The record is from RefSeq and is a predicted model, not a curated record. The transcript is spliced from 36 exons. Lineage: Eukaryota; Metazoa; Chordata; Aves; Passeriformes; Passeridae. Bases 1 to 5553 code for a protein of 1850 amino acids. Gene Ontology annotation, biological process: lipid transport. Gene Ontology annotation, molecular function: lipid carrier activity.